GCGCCGCCCGGGCCCGGCCCGUCCCGUCCCGUCGCGUCCCGUCCGGCCUGGCCGCAGGUGCUCCCGGAUGCGGCCGACCCGCGCGCCCUGAGCGGUCCAUUAGUCGAUGGAUAACGUGGGGAAGAUGUGGAGCCACUUCAAGUACAGAUGCCAGAGUCUGUUCGGCCACGAAGGAGGAGGCCGGGCUGAGGCCACCGACCUGAACUCCAGCCGCCUGUCCGUCCCGGAGAGACGCCUCGGCGUGGUAGAUGCGGCCCCUCGGCAGCAGAGCAGCCUCCUGGGAGAGAACGCAUGCUUGUCACCAGCAGCCAGCCCCGCCAGGGUGCCCUCUAGGAGGACCCAGAACUGUGCUGCAGAAAUCCCCCAGGUAGUUGAGGUCAGCGUGGAGAAGGAGACCGAGGCGUGUGCACUCCCAGGCCCCAGGCUGGCCAGGAGGGACUCGUACACGCGACACGCGCCCUGGGGUGGCAAGAAGAAGCAUUCCUUCUCCACCAAGACGCAGAGCUCCCUGGACACAGCCAGAGUGUUCGGGAGGACUCGGGGCACGCUGCAACGGCGGGAGCGGCGCUACGGGCUGGGGCCCAGCCAUGAGCUGGAUGGCACAUCCUGCCGGACCCUGGGCAGCCGCUCCCUGCGCCAAAGGCUGCAGGACACAGUGGGCUCGUGCUUCCCGCUAAGAGCGCAUGGCCGGGCCCCCAAGCCCCUGCCAGCCAGCAGGCGUAAGAUCCACCUGUCGGAGCUGAUGCUGGAGAAGUGCCCCUUCCCGCCGGGCUCUGACCUGGCCCAGAAGUGGCAUCUCAUCAAACAGCACACGGCGCCUGUGAGCCCACAUUCAGCCUUCUUCGACACCUUUGACCCAUCCCUCGUCUCCACAGAAGACGAAGAAGACCGGCUCCGGGAGAGAAGGCGGCUGAGCAUCGAGGAAGGCGUCGAUCCGCCGCCCAACGCCCAGAUCCACACGUUUGAGGCCACGGCCCAGGUGAAUCCGCUCUACAAACUGGGACCAAAGUUAGCGCCGGGCAUGACGGACACGAGUGGGGAGGCUUGUGUCGGCCCCCCCAUGCCCGGGGACCCUGAGGACGACACCACCACCCUGUGCCUGCAGUCCCGGCGGCCCAAGCAGCGCCAGGCGUCCGGAGACAGCCACGGGCACGCCGGCAGGCAGGGCGCCUGGAAGGUGCACACACAGAUCGACUACAUCCACUGCCUGGUGCCUGACCUGCUGCAGAUCACCGGCAACCCCUGCUACUGGGGCGUCAUGGACCGCUACGAGGCCGAGGCCCUGCUGGAGGGCAAGCCCGAGGGCACCUUCCUGCUGCGGGACUCAGCGCAGGAGGACUACCUCUUCUCCGUCAGCUUCCGCCGCUACAACCGCUCCCUGCAUGCCCGCAUCGAACAGUGGAAUCAUAACUUCAGCUUCGACGCCCACGACCCGUGCGUUUUCCACUCGUCCACCGUGACGGGGCUGCUGGAGCAUUACAAAGACCCCAGCUCCUGCAUGUUCUUCGAGCCGCUGCUCACCAUCUCCCUGAACCGGACCUUCCCGUUCAGCCUGCAGUACAUCUGCCGCGCUGUCAUCUGCAGGUGCACGACCUACGACGGCAUCGACGGGCUCCCGCUGCCUGCCGUGCUGCAGGACUUCCUCAAAGAGUAUCAUUAUAAGCAGAAGGUUCGCGUGCGCUGGCUGGAGCGAGAGCCGCUGAAGGCCAAGUGAGCUCUCCCCGGUCGUCCCCCUUCUUCCCCGGCAAAGGGCAUCCACUCCAGAUCUGCUUUUCUGUGCGCCACUCAGUGCGCACACGCACCGCACACACACACGCACACAUCAGCGUUAGGUUGUCUCAAUGUAGUCCAUAAGCUCUGUGAGGUCCUGCAGCCCCUGUCUACAGCAGAGGGCAGAGCUCCCGGAGUUCAGUGCAAGCACGAAAGGGCCCUGCGGAUUUAGCCCAAGGUUUGGCAUCUCACAGCCUGAGUGAUGGAGGCAGCACUGGGGCAUUUGCUACAAAGGAUUCUAUUUCUUACCAGAAAACGAAUUAUUCAUAUGGGAUGAGUAUUUCCAACCGCGUGACUAAAUAGUGGAGAUUAUUUUUUCUAAGAAUUUUUUUAUAACCUUCCGACAGUAGAAGUAGUCAUGAUGUUUAUAGUUUCAAGAUAUCAGGCUCUGGAAGUCAAAGGGGAGGGAAGACAGCCUUCCUUUGGGGGGAAUCAGGCGAGGAGGGAGGAUGCAGGGUUUUUUUUUUUUGGCCAAAAGGGCAUAGUGCAGUUAAGUGUUGCUGACAGUCUGUAGUCAAUCUUCUUUUCUCUUCUGCAAAAGGUACUUAUUAAGUAAAAUAAAUUUUCUAAAUAGUAGUUAUUAAAAUUUCAGACUUACACAGUUGGUUAGUCAUUUUAUUUAACAGCCUUAGUCAUUCAUUUUUUUUUAAACAAGCGCUUUUAACUUAAAACA
This is a messenger RNA of Suncus etruscus (white-toothed pygmy shrew), 2443 nucleotides long. It is a transcript of the gene SOCS5, whose product is annotated as suppressor of cytokine signaling 5. Gene Ontology annotation, cellular component: phosphatidylinositol 3-kinase complex. The transcript has 2 exons. NCBI's taxonomy places the organism in Eukaryota, Metazoa, Chordata, Mammalia, Eulipotyphla, Soricidae. Gene Ontology annotation, biological process: phosphatidylinositol phosphate biosynthetic process; intracellular signal transduction. Gene Ontology annotation, molecular function: 1-phosphatidylinositol-3-kinase regulator activity. The coding region runs from base 107 to 1714 and encodes 535 amino acids. The record is from RefSeq and is a predicted model, not a curated record.